This is a messenger RNA of Hemiscyllium ocellatum (epaulette shark), 4021 nucleotides long. It is a transcript of the gene aadat, whose product is annotated as aminoadipate aminotransferase. Lineage: Eukaryota; Metazoa; Chordata; Chondrichthyes; Orectolobiformes; Hemiscylliidae. Bases 391 to 1668 code for a protein of 425 amino acids. The transcript has 14 exons. The record is from RefSeq and is a predicted model, not a curated record. Gene Ontology annotation, biological process: biosynthetic process. Gene Ontology annotation, molecular function: L-kynurenine:2-oxoglutarate transaminase activity; pyridoxal phosphate binding.
AGAGGGGUUAGCCCGAGUGCAUUGCAACCCAACGCGGUGAGGUCUCUGCGUCUCCUUGCAAGGGCGGACCGCCCGGUCAGUCUGGAAACCUUCGGCCGCUGAGCAGCCGGCGAUGAUUGACAGCUGAGGGGACCAGCCAAAAAUAAAUGUCAGCUGCAGCAAAUAUAGCAGCGGAGUCACAGAGAGAGAGAGAGGAUUCACCCCACUGCCCAAAUAGGCACGUCUCUCACCGGAGGUUCAGAGACUAGCUCCCUCCCUUGCUACUUACGUAACAUUUCCAGUUGCAAUUCCCCAGAUCUGUUUGUCAGCGAAAUCAAAGGAAUUUUGUGUCGCCCUCGCUCAUUCGGACAGCUGCUACUGUCAAAAAUAAACUGCUGGUCCCCAGGCACCAUGAACUACUUCCGAUAUAUCAAUGCAGUAAGUGCAGCUCGAAAAGCUUCACCGAUUAGAGAGCUGACUGAACUGUUAAACAGGAGCCCACCAACCAUGAUCUCAUUGGCUGGAGGAAUGCCGAACCCCAGAAUGUUCCCCUUUGAAUCUGCCAGUUUUACCAUCCAGGACGGUCUGAAAAUAAACUUCAGUCCGGAAACAAUGAAGAGGGCACUGCAGUAUUCCAAUUCAGCAGGAAUUCCAGAAUUAGUCUCCUGGAUGAAGGAUCUGCAAAAGAGUGUUCAUAACCCUCCAACCGUCAACUACAGUCCUGAUGGAGGAAAGAUGGAGCUCUGUGUCACCAACGGCAGUCAGGAGGGAUUAAGUAAGGUAUUUGAGAUGCUCAUAGCUCCUGGUGACUUCAUUCUUCUCGACACACCGACGUAUCCUGGGACAUUAUCAGCACUCAGACCUCUAGGCUGCAAGAUCCUCAGCAUUUUGAGUGAUGAACACGGACUCAUUCCUGAAUCCCUGUCAGAAGUCCUUUCAAAGUGGGCACCAGAGGAGGCGAAGAAUCCGGAUUCCGACGUACCAAGGAUUUUGUACACAAUUCCAAAUGGCGGAAACCCAACUGGAGCUUCCAUGACAGCUGAUCGGAAGCAGGAGGUGUACCAGAUUGCUAGAAAGUACGAUUUGCUGAUAAUUGAAGAUGAUCCUUACUAUUUUCUGCAGUUUGAAAAGCCUUGGGCUCCAUCAUUCCUUUCCUUAGAUGUGGACGGUCGUGUCAUAAGGACAGAUUCCUUCUCCAAGAUCUUGUCUUCAGGGCUGAGAGUGGGCUUCCUAACUGGUCCCAAACCACUCAUAGACCGGGUGGUUUUACAUAUUCAGGUUUCCACGAUGCAUACGAGCACCUUCACACAGCUCAUGGUUGCACAGCUACUGAAACAGUGGGGACAAGACGGCUUCUUGAAACAUGUCGACAGGGUGGUGCAGUUUUACAGAACGCAGCGAGAUGCGAUGCACAAGUCUGCAGAAAGAUGGCUUAAAGAUGUAGCUGAUUGGCAGGUCCCCAGUGCAGGCAUGUUCUUCUGGAUGAAGCUGAACAAAAUCCCAGACACGCAACAACUCAUCUCGGAGAAAGCCAUAGAAAAAGAGGUACUGCUUGUGCCUGGUCGAGUGUUCAUGACUGACAACUCAGCACCGUGUUCGUAUCUCCGAGCUGCUUUCUCCAUUUCCAGCCCUGAAGAAAUAGACGAGGGUUUGCAGAGGCUGGCUGCACUCAUCAAAGGAUCUGCGUAGAGCAUCUUACUGGAAAGGAUAGGCUUAGAAUGAUCCAUCCCCUCACGAAGCAAAUCAAAAAUGAACGUCCUCAUGUGAUUAUAAUUUUCUAACCGUUUUAUUAGCCAAACCGUUAGUUUAAUUGAAUGUUCUUGCACAUUCAACUGUUUCACGUCAAACCAUAGUAAAAACAAUCAGGGUAAAUAAGCAAAUUCAUGUUGAAUGAGUGUGCAGCAUCUGUAAUCCUUACUGUCUCCAAAUUCAUGUUGAAUGUUCAGAAGAACAGUUCCUUGUGUAAAGAGUGAAAGGUCACUUCUUUCAGAAUGGUGCCUUUGUGAUUUUCUUUAGGAAAACCGAGUUUUAUUGUCUGACUGACCUCCCACUUCUGCAUCAGCCAGUUUGAGACUUGAUUCAGUACAUUGGUCCACAUCUCCUGGUAGCUGGAUGCUCAGUGUGUCACACAAAAAUCCCGUCGGCAGCCCUCAGAUUUCCCAGUGCACUCUCUCUGUACCAGGAACGUGAGCGAUGUGGGCAUUGGCGCGAACAUUGGGAAAAUCGCAUUAGAUUAGCACUGCAGAGCUGCAAACCAUUUAUUACGAAAAAUCCCAUUUCCCAGCCUUUGCUUUUCAUUUGAGACAAAAAAGAAUUGCAAAUGCUGGAAUCCAAGGUAGACAAGCAGGAGGCUGGAGGAACACAGUCAGCCAGGCAGCAGGAAGAAGUCAAUAUUUCAGGCUUUUUAAUUCACCCGCUGAGACAUGGCUCCGUUGGCUGGGAAUACAUUUGUUGCCCAUUCCUAGUUGCCCUUCAGAAGGUAGUGGUGAGAUGCCUUCCAGUUCAAAUGCUAUAGGUAGGUUCUAGGAUUUUGACCUAGCACAGUGGAGGAACGGUGAUAUAUUUCCAAGUCAGGAUGGUGAGGUGCUUGGAAGGGAACCUGCAGGCGGUGGUGUACCCACAUAUCUACUUGUCCUUCUAGGUGGAAGUGGUCAUGGGUUUGGAAGGUGCUGGCGGAGGAUCUUGGGCGAAUUUCUACGAUGCAUCUUAUACAGUGUACACACUGCUGCUUCUGAACAUCGGUGUUGAGGGAGUGCGUGUGGUGCCAAUUAAGCGGGCGGCACCCAUUCUGGCAAGUGGGAGGAUUCCAUCACACCCCCGACUUGUACCUUGUAGAUAAUGGGCAGGAUUUGGGGAGUCUCACUCUCCGGCCUGUUCUUGCAGCCACUGUGUCCACUUGAGUUUCUGGUCAAUGGCCUGUCUGAGGAAUCCUUUAAAACCUCUCAUGUUGGUCACGGUUUUUGAUUAUCGGACACAAUAUCACCUUAGGUGCCUUGAUGUCAAACAUUGAUAGUGUUCCUGUAAAGUGUCUUUGGAUGGUUUACAAUUCUGAAGGAGCUAGAAAAAUAUAAACAGUUUUCAAUUACCCCAGAGUACUGUCCACAGGUGCUAAAAGUUUCAGAGAUGAGGACAAAUCUCUUCUCUGGGGGUUGUGAGUAUGCAGAAUUCUUUACCAUAAAAGGGCUGUUGUGGGUCGGUCAUUAAAAGCUGAGGCAAACAGAUUUUUAAUCAAUAAGGAAUCAAGAGUUAUGGGGGGAAAUCCCAUAUUCUUGGGAUGUGGAUGCCUCUUGUAGAAUCCCUAAUUGCCCUUGAAAGGUGGGGUGGUGAACCACUUCCUUGAUCUACUAUAGUUCUCAAGGUGUAAGAUCAUCCAUGUAUUAUUACGGAAGGAAUUCCAGGAUUUUGACCCAGCAAUCGUGAAGGUACAAUGUGGCACGGAGCGGAACUUGAUAUAUGGUGUUCCCAUAUAUCUACUGCCCUUGACCUUCCUGAUGAAGGGCUUAUGCCUAAAACUUCGAUUCUCCUGUUCCUCAGAUGCUGCCUGACCUGCUGUGCUUUUCCAGCACCACACUCUCAACCCUGCCAUUGACCUUCUAGAUGGAAGUGGUCAUGGAUUUGGAAGAUAGUGUUAGAGGAGCUUGGUGAGUUGCUGCAGUGUAUCUUUAUUGUGAGACACACUGCUACCACUGUGCAUUGAGGGUGGAGGUUGUGAAUGUUAAGUGUGAUAGAUAGGUUCCCAAUGCAGCAAGCUGCUUCCUAUAAAUGGUGUCAAGCUGCCUCUGGUCAUGUGAAUAAAACCUUAACUGAAUCUCAUUUAGCUUUCUGCGUUCCAAUGGCAAUAGAUCCAAUAUCACGAUCUUCCAAAUACCACACCUGAUAAGGUUAAAAACUUGUGUUUGGCUCAAAAACUACUGAUAUAUUGUGGUGUUACUCAAAGUGAAUUAAUCAAAAGUGCUGUGUUUGACACUGGAGAGAAACCAAAUAAGCAGAUACUUUAAUUUUUGUCAAAUUCAAACUGUAAAAAUAAAAUGUUCUUCAUGCA